Ramularia collo-cygni is the source of this 1992-nucleotide messenger RNA. RefSeq lists its product as uncharacterized. Gene Ontology annotation, biological process: positive regulation of transcription by RNA polymerase II; meiotic cell cycle. Gene Ontology annotation, cellular component: nuclear chromosome. The record is from RefSeq and is a predicted model, not a curated record. Gene Ontology annotation, molecular function: DNA binding; DNA-binding transcription factor activity. The transcript has 4 exons. Lineage: Eukaryota; Fungi; Ascomycota; Dothideomycetes; Mycosphaerellales; Mycosphaerellaceae. Bases 1 to 1992 code for a protein of 663 amino acids.
AUGGAGCAAGGUGCCAUCCUCCAGCAUCAGCUUCCCAUUCACGACUAUUCCCUCCCAUCGGAUCACGACUACAACGAUCAAUUCUCUGGGCAUGGAUCCUUCACGGCAGGUGGUGCAGGCCGGGAAAACAACAAUUCUCUUCAGGGAUCCGCACCUUUCAACUUUACGGCCACUAACAGCGCUGCUCGCUUCGUUUCUGAUCGUGGGGUGGCGUCAGACAGUAGCAGCUAUCAUACAACGAGCAACUUCACGGAUCAAUCAAGCUCGGCGGGAUCCAUUAGCACCAGUCCGUCGUCUGCAGCAUCAUCACUCGCGUAUACGGGAUACGUGGGCCAGAAUCCCUGUGCGACCAUACCUAGCUUUCCCGGAUCUGUACAACCGUUCGUACCAGCACCGUAUGCUAACCCACGUGCGGGUGGUAUGCUGCCGCCUCCUUUGACUCGGCCAUCACCUACCGAGCGCGAGGCGUAUCAGCAUUCGUCCCUACUAGGGCGAACAUCUCAAUCGAUCUCAGGCAACCACACUGGCUACAACUCAUACGCAACAGAGACACCGAGGAGCACACUAUUUAACGGCUUGUCUCACUACUCCAACAGCACCCCCAGCCACAGCAUGGCAUCGCCACCGGGCUACGGGAGCAGCGGCGAUUCUUGCAGUCAAUUCCCAUGGCCGACCCUGGAGAUCCACGCCGAAAUGACAUCCGAGGGUCAAGCCGUCACUCCAGAGGUCCAUGCUAAAGUCGAGAAAGGCUUCUUCCUGUCUACCGUCGACCAGAAGUGGACCUGUUAUCGACGCAACUACUUCUCUGUCCAGUGCAACUUUGAAUUGCACCCGAACAUCACCAAUGGCCGUAUGUUCCUCAAGCGUACGAACAGUCCGAAUACAGAACAGAUUCAAGCCAUGGGUAUGCGGUUGUCAGCAGCCGUUGAUGGGCCUGGUGGCAAGAGUAUCGAGCUUGUUCAGCACACCCCCAAGCGCGACAAUGGCCCGAAGAACAAGAUUGACAUCACAAGGGUCUCACCAACACCAACCUCUGGGCGCAAUGAACACAUGGUCUCACCACAUGGUCUCUACCAGGCACCGAUGUCUACCUUUCACGCAACAGGCCAGGUGCCUGGGCCAUUCCUUCCCUUGCAGAACGCCAACGAYCCCAAUGCGUCGCCCUCAACAAAUGCCCCAGCACUUCCUGCACCUUAUCCAUACUCAGCAGCAGCAGGAUCUCACGUGCAGCUUCCUGGUCAGAAUACAUCUCACACCUUUGAACGAGUGCAGUUCAAGCAGGCUACAGCAAACAACGGCAAGCGAYGAGCAUCACAACAGUACUUCCACUUGAUCGUGGAGCUAUUUGCAGACGUCCGAAAAGAGAACAGCGAUACUCCUACCUGGGUCAAGGUUGCCCACAGAGUCAGCGAGAAGAUUGUGGUUCGUGGUCGAUCGCCCAGCCACUAUCAGAACGAGGGUCAGCACCAGAACGGCAGGACCGGUAGCUCUGGUGGUAGCAGUGGUUACAGCACGACCGGGGGUGCAAACUAUGGGGGUCUCACCGCUGGAGGAUUCCGGACUUCUUCUUCUGGCUAUGGUGGUGGUAUGAACGGAGGGUCAUACCGUGCGAAUGCAUACGCUGGAUACCAUCACUCACCCGAGAACUCUGGCAGUAGUGCGUCCAGUGUCGACGGAGGAGCCGCCGACCCCGAGUACCAGCCCGACGCCGUCAUGUCAGAAGCUGAGAGAAACGACAUGCAAGGACAGGAAGGCUAUCGAUACUACCCGGGUCCCAUCUACGAAGGCAUUCCUCCGCAUGCCGGCCUGCCUCUUCCGAAAAUCGAGAGCACUGCGCGAUACUCCACAGACCCCUCUCAAUGGGCCGUCAAGCAUGAGUACCACGAGCCCGUCGCAGCAGCGCCAUGGCCAGCGAACAGUAUCACAAGAUUCCAAGGCGUUGAGUCAAGUCGAGGUUACUUCCCUGAUCUAGCAUCGAACAACUACUCAUAA